CUGCUUUUUCUUCUUUUUGAUGGUUCCCUAGUAGUCACUCCAAUUCCGACGACUGAAGUCCAGAAGAUUAAGAAACGCUUGGGUAGCCCUCUGAUCACAGCCACCAUGUCUAGGGACGCUCAGAAUGCUCAGAACCCUCAGAACUUCCCUCAACCUCGUUCAAUCCGCCCAGUUAUUCUUUCAGAACAAGAAAUAGCUUCUCAGCCUGAUGAGACAUUCCCUCGCGGCGAGGUCAGUUGGAAGACACUGUUCACGUCAAGUCGCACGCCCACCGACUCUUUGAGUACUGGCAUCGCCGUCUGUCCUGCAAAGACUGGUCAUCUAUGUGCCCAUCGCCACGCACAAGCAGAGGUCUAUUAUAUCAUCCAAGGUCGAGGGACGGUCAAGAUCGAUGGCAACGAGACCGCCGUGCAGGCUGGGAGUGUGGUUUUUAUCCCAGGGGAUGCAGAACACGCCAUCUGGAAUUUAGACGAUGAGCCUCUGCAAUGGUUUUAUGUCUUUCCCACAGACGCUUUUGAAGAUGUCAUCUAUCGGUUCUCCUAAGUUCAGACUGUGAUGGACCUCCAUUGAAACGAGACAGAUGCAGAGAUCGAGGAGAGGUUUAGAUAGGGCAAUAGCCCGUAUAUAUCCUAGACGAGUAGACAUUGAUAUUUCACGGGAAUAGACACCAAUUCAUCACAGA
Messenger RNA from Exophiala mesophila, 682 nucleotides. RefSeq lists its product as uncharacterized. The coding region runs from base 106 to 543 and encodes 145 amino acids. The record is from RefSeq and is a predicted model, not a curated record. The transcript is spliced from 2 exons. Lineage: Eukaryota; Fungi; Ascomycota; Eurotiomycetes; Chaetothyriales; Herpotrichiellaceae.